CCCAUCCAUCACUACACGACGACCACCCACCUCCCCCUCCACGCUAGCGUCCUCGUAGAUGCGACCAGCCUUGCCAGCGAGCUAUAAAAGGUUCCUGCGACUGCAUCGUGCCCAUCGUUCCUGUCCUACCCGGCAACAGUGAGAGUCAUAUCUAGAACUGUCAUCACCGUCACACAGACAUCAUGAAGCUUGCAGUCAUCAGCCUGAUGCUCGCCUGCUGCCUCUUGGUGGUCAAGGCCAGAGAGUACAACUGCGAGCAGGAAGUCGAGGGCCGCCCGUAUUGCCGCUUGCCUGCGAAGACGGGCUGGUACUACAACAAGGAUACGCAGACGUGCAAGACGUUCCACUGGGCCAACUGUCCCGGGAACGAUAACAACUUCGAUAGCAAACAGGAGUGCCUGCGCCGAUGUGGAGGUCUGUAAGGCAUCAAACAAUGCCUCAAACGGAGGAAGCACGUGCCAUCCUGCAUGAUGACGACAUUAUUUUCAAAUGAAAAGAACUCCAUUCCCAGGCCUUCAGUAACGGAGUCCUUUCGUUCUCAAGCACCCGUAUGUUUUGCAGAACGGCGUUUAUAGCCGCGGUAUAAAAAACAUCUCCAACCUUUGGUAACCGACCAACUAAGUUUUUAGGAAAUAAAUUUAUGGUGUUUGUGAAAUGGCAA
Priapulus caudatus is the source of this 661-nucleotide messenger RNA. RefSeq names its product boophilin-H2-like. The transcript has 3 exons. Gene Ontology annotation, molecular function: serine-type endopeptidase inhibitor activity. The coding region runs from base 183 to 422 and encodes 79 amino acids. The record is from RefSeq and is a predicted model, not a curated record. NCBI's taxonomy places the organism in Eukaryota, Metazoa, Priapulida, Priapulimorpha, Priapulimorphida, Priapulidae.